Trachymyrmex cornetzi is the source of this 1646-nucleotide messenger RNA. RefSeq names its product probable serine/threonine-protein kinase DDB_G0283337. Gene Ontology annotation, molecular function: sequence-specific DNA binding. The record is from RefSeq and is a predicted model, not a curated record. The coding region runs from base 162 to 1646 and encodes 494 amino acids. Lineage: Eukaryota; Metazoa; Arthropoda; Insecta; Hymenoptera; Formicidae. The transcript is spliced from 5 exons.
AAUAAGGUCAAUGCGUUGCUAUGCGCAAACUUCUUGCUUUAGUUGUGUUCAGUUACGAGCAGAUUCAAGCAUAGCACACUUGUUUACUUGCAUCAUGCUACAAAAGUAGCGGAUAAUUACAACAUAAAAAAUUAUCAUUUUCUGGAUUGAUUUCACACGGGAUGACGGGUUGUUGCGUCCCCGGUUGCAACAAUUCGAAUAGAAAGGGAUUUUUGAUGAGAAACUUUCCUUCAAAUCCUGAUCGGAAAAAACAGUGGAUCGCCAGUAUUGGUAGACCGAAUUGGACACCUAGUACGCACAGUCGAAUAUGUGAGAUACAUUUCACCAAAGAUAUGUGGGAGAAAGAUCGUUGUGAUGGCAAACGCAAAUUAAAAUAUAAUGCUGUACCUGUAAUUUCUCCUUCUGUGCUGCACACUGUAUCUGUGCCACAAGAUAUUUCUGUGCCACAAGAUGUUUCUAUGCCACAAGAUGUUUCUGUACCACAAAAUGUUUCUGUGCCACUAGAUGUUUCUGUGCCACAAGAUGUUUCUGUGCCACAAGAUGUUCCUGUGCUGCAAGAUGUUUUAUCAGAAAAUUAUAACAUGAACAACAAUGUCGUAAACAUGCUUAUUGCAAGCAUGACAAAUGAAGGAAAUGUUAAAAUAAAUUAUCAGUAUCAAUUACAUUCGGACAAUAUUAAGCAAUUAAACGAUAAACAACCAGAAGAUCUUUUAAGUAUGUUUACGAACGUUCAGGAAGAGAUAGACUGGAAAGAACGAUGCCAGGAAUUGAAGCAGCUAUUGGCAAAGAGCAAAAAUGAUGGAUGUAUACAUGUUCCAAUUGAGAAUCAGAGAAUAGUACAACCAUAUAAUGCAUUAGGAGAAAUGGGAAACGCUAUCAAUAAACAUUAUGCUUCCAUUGAAAUAAAUGAUAAAAAUCAUUUUUCCUGGAAUGAAAAAGCUGUCUUUUUAAUGCUGGAAGAGUACAAAAAAAGGGCCGAACGCUUUAGAAAUCCUGAAAACAAGAAAAAGCAGCUUUGGCAAGAAAUAUCUGACGAGAUGACAAAAUAUGGGUAUAAAGUUAAGGCAGAUGCGAUAAACAAAAAGUUUAGGAAUUUGAAGAUGAGAUAUUUAAUUAUAAAGAAUAGUGAUAAAAAGAAAAUGUCAAGGUCUGGUAGAAUGUCUUGGAUUUAUUUUGACAUUAUGUCCGAAAUUGUUUUUGAUGAUAGGACAGUAAACCCAAACUUAGCAAUGGCAUCAGCUGUAUUUUUGAAUAAUGAUAAUGAUGAUGAUAAUAAUAAUGAUAAUGAUAACCAGAAUGAAAUCGAAAAGAUUGCUAGAUUUGAAAAUGCUAUUCUUUCUAAGAAUUUAAGUGAUCAAGAAAUCGAAAAUAUUUUAUCGGUCACAUCUACUAGUUCAACUAUUAGUAUAUCAAAUGUUUUUGAAAAAAAUGUACAAAAUAAAAACUUUAGAAAGAGAAAUAAGCCUAUAGAUAAUUAUAGAAAAAGAUAUAUGGAAAUAGAAGAAGAACGAAUUAAGGAAUUAAGAAAGUUAAGAGAAGCUAUAGAAAAAAAUAACACAAUACAAAAAGAAAGAGUAGAGAUAUUAAAACAGUACUUGUUAAUUCAACGAGGAAAUCUCAAUAAUAUUUUUUAUUAUUGCUCUUAA